CAUCAUAUGUUUCGCAAAACGUGGAUUUAAUUUGCGGAGAACUUUUUAAACGAUAAUUUUGAAUUGAAAUGGGCAAGGAUCGAGGUAGGGGACGCAGGAAUCACCACUCCGGGCCGUACAAAAAGAGUAACUGGCGUGGCCAGAAGAGGGAUCGCCCCCAAAACAAUGGAGGCCAGAGCAACAGAACAACGCCACAGCAGAAAUCCACGCUGCGUGAGAACCAAGUGGGCAUCACAGAGUUCACCAAUCCGGAGGCACCUGGUUUUACGGGCAUCCUCAAGUCGAGGUUCUCUGAUUUUCACGUAAACGAGAUCGAUUGCUCAGGAAAAGUCCUGGAACUGAACGAUCUAAGUGUGCCAAAAGUAGCGAUUGUUGCUGUUGCCGAAAAAGAACUGGACAACUGGCGGCAGGAACUGGAGGCAGUGAUUGGUCCUGAAGUAUGGAAGGAUAUAGCCAAUUUGGCGGAGGCUAAACACGAUCCAAAGAUCGAGCAAAAGGUUGAGAUCGAUGUAACAAGUCUGGACAAGGAGCAGCGCACACAAGUCCAUCAGCUAAUUAAGCAGCUUUAUAAAGGUAAACUGCUAUCCACCACCAUUGGACAGCAACAGGUUAAGCCCAAAGCGUCCUUGGAGGAGAAGGAUGAAGUUAAGGAUGAAGCACCAGCUCAGGAAGAUCCCCCGGUGCCAGAGGAGGAGAAGAAAACUAUAAGGAUACUUAAACCGAAACCAGGAAGAGGGGAUAAUAGAUGGAGCUUUCCAGCGGAUUAUGUGACUUUCUUGGUGCACAAAACCAAUUUGGUUACCAGUGAUGUGGCUUCAACUCUUGCCGCGCGACUCAACUUGCGACCAUCGCAGGUUAACUACAGCGGCAUCAAGGACAAGCGGGCCAAGACAACACAGAACUUCUCCGUCAAACGCCGAACGCCAGAAAGCAUCUUAAAUGCAGCUCGUUGCCAGCGAAAUGUCCAAAUCGGUAACUUCGCAUUCCAAUCCAACACACUCAAGUUAGGAGAUCUGCAGGGCAAUCGCUUCCGCAUCGCAUUGCGGCAUAUAGACAAGGAAAAACGGGGCGAGAUCGAAGUAGCCCUGGAAUCUCUGCGAGAACGGGGAUUCAUCAACUACUAUGGUCUGCAGCGGUUUGGCAACAGUGCCAGCGUGCCCACUUAUGAAGUGGGUGUGGCUUUGCUAAAGAGCGAUUAUAAACUAGCCUGCGAACUGAUCCUGAAGCCACGCGACUCGGAUGUGGAGUUUAUGCGUCCCAUCCGCGAGGAGUGGUUUAAAAAUCGUGACUCGGCAGCUGCAGCUGCAAAGAUCUACGGCGACAAGUUUAUCGAGAAGAAGCUGCUGGACGGCUUAGCCCGAUUUGGGGAAUCCGAUUACUCCUCGGCCUUGCGGCAGAUACCACGCAACAUGCUUAUGUUGUAUCCACAUGCCUACCAAAGCCUGAUCUUCAAUAGAAUUGCCUCUAGAAGAAUCAAGGAGUUUGGCCUAAAAUUGAUACCCGGGGACUUAGUUUAUGUAGAGCAAGAUAAGUCGGAUGGUGUGGAGGAACAAGAGCAGCAGGCGGAGGAUUUGGAUGGACCAAAGGAAGCGGAUGCCAUUGAAGAUCCCCCAGAAACUGUUGAAGAGGAAGACACCAUCGAAGAGGAAUCCCUUUUCAAGCGUAAGGUUCGCCCACUGACUGCAGAGGACAUAGCUAGCGGCAAGUUCCACCUUUCCGACGUGGUACUUCCUCUGCCAGGACACGACAUCACCUAUCCCAGCAACGAGUGCGGUGCCUGGUACGAGGAAAUGCUGGCCGAAGUGGGUCUCUCCUCGGAUCAACUGAAGCACAAGGAGAAAACCUAUGCUUUGGCUGGGGCGUACCGCAAGAUGAUCAUAUCGUCUAGCGAUCUCAAGUGGAACUUCAGACUGUACAACACCCCCGAGGACACACUGAUUGCCUCCGACUGGGAGCUGCUAAAGAACAUUCCAGUAACACCAGAACCCGCUGAGGAUGAGGGCAAAUUCCUGGCACUAUUGCUGGAAUUCUCGCUACCCACCGCCGCCUACGCCACAAUGUUCCUUCGGGAACUCUUGAAGCAAGAUACAUCGUCGGCCUCGCAAACGCUGCUGGAAAAAGAGGCAAUGUCUAAGGGGGAAACCGAAAAGGAGGUGGUCGCAAAGGAAGAAGCCAUGGAGGAGGAAAAAGAGGUGACUGCGGAAGAAGUGCAGGAAACUGAGGAGGCGGAAAUGCAGGAGGCUAAGGAGGAGGUGCAGGCCAACUGAGAUACCAAAAAUCAAUAUGCUGGGGAAAUCAAUUUUACGCGCGCUUCGUAUCCAACUUCAAACCAACCACAACAAUAACAAAUGCGCACGUGAGGACGAGGGCUGCUCUCUCGCAUCCCGUGGCUUGCACCCUCUCUCUCUCGCUUCCGUUCACUCUCUCUUUCUGCCUGGGAGAGUCCUUUUGGUCCUGUCCCUUUGGCUGCGAUUUCAUUCGUUCGGUGGCCAGCAAUGUGAAAGCUCGAAACGACGCGCUGCGCAGUUUUCCCAGCUCAAAAGUCCAAGUCGCACGGUUUUUCCCAGCUUUCUAAAUGAAGAGCAAUAACAAAUUAUCAAUUAACAACAAAUAACAAAUAACUACGGUUCCCCGUAAACCCGAAGACUCGAUCCAGUGCAUCCAUCGCAGAUAUUGAAACCAAAAUAGGAACCUAAGGAGGAGAGCCAAGGUGAAUUACCAGUUAAAUGUAGCAUUUAAACGUUUUGGGCGCGUAUUUUGAAAAUCCAUUUAUUUAGGCGUAAGUAUAAUUUGAAUGUUAACAAAUGUCUAUAAUUAUAGAGCGGACAACAACAUUGAACUUUACCAAUCACAAAACUGUACAAUAUUUUAUUUCGGCUCUGUCAGCCUAUUGAUUUUUGUUGUGUGCUUGUGCUGAAAUCAAUCGAUAAUACGGUGUUAAUACCAAGAGCAGGGUCCGGGAAUGGGGAAGGUGGCUGGCCGUAGGAGUAGUUCAUAUAGUGGCUUAGUGCGUCG
Molecule: messenger RNA, 3015 nt
Organism: Drosophila rhopaloa
Lineage: Eukaryota; Metazoa; Arthropoda; Insecta; Diptera; Drosophilidae
Gene: Pus7
Product: pseudouridylate synthase 7 homolog
Exons: 5
Coding region: 69-2267 (732 amino acids)
Biological process (GO): pseudouridine synthesis
Cellular component (GO): nucleus
Molecular function (GO): RNA binding; pseudouridine synthase activity
Source: RefSeq, a predicted model, not a curated record